CAUCACCAUCACCACAGAGGCAAGAGAGAGGACAGUGCUACCGGAACCAUCACAGAUUACCUUGGCUAGCAACUACAGACAGACAGAUAGUCCAGAGAUAAGAACACCGAACACAGAGAUACCAAGACAGGCAGAUAGAGGAGUCCUAGAAACGAACAGAGGUGAUAAAACCAAUAUAAGGACAGAAAUUCACCCACACAGAACCGUGAUAAUGCAGGUGUGUACCGUUGUUGAGAAGCGUGCUGGGGCCGUGGUGGGGGCUGAGCUGGCCUGCAGCGUACGGGAGGAGAACCAGGCUCAGAGGGAGAGCUACAAAGCCGACUGGAACAGUGUUAACAUGAAGACCCGGGCCAUGGACAGGCAGACAAUGAACAUGAACGAUGACUCUCGUAGGGAGACCUACACUCGUCAGUGGGAGGCUCGCUCUCUGGCCCAGGCCUGUCCCUCGGGGGUGUACAGAGUGGGCACCGUGGAGAGGGGUGUGAGAGAGCACCAGCUCCUACCCAAGAGGAACACCCUGCCCCUGCCCAUCUUCACGCCCGCACAGCUGGGCAUCCGGCUGGGUCGCGGAGCACCACACACCCAGGAGGACCUCCGUCCCUUCCCCAUCCCCGACGGUGCCUGCCCUGGCAAGAGGGCCGUGGUCGAGAUCACACAGGACCUGCCCCCCGCCAAGCCACUCAGGAUGGAGUUCGCCAAGGCACCCAAAGCACUGGGCCGCUCCAUGUCACAGGAGGUCCAGAGAGGGUGAAGGAAGAGGAGAGAGAGAAAGGUUCACUUUUGGGGCUCAGCCCAUCAGAUAACAGCAUGGCGGGAUGUAUAUAGAUUUAUUCCUCGUGACAUUUAUUCCAUCCCUAUUCCCUAGUAGAGCCGUCACACAGUGUAUGCCUUUCCUGUUUCAUUAAGUGUUACAUGUAUACUAGGGACAUGUCCAAUGUCACACUGUUUGUUAUACAAGGUAUUAUUUGCUUAGAGAUCUGAUGGCAUCUUUUGAUUGACAGAAAGGCAGACAAAUGCUCUGUUCUUUCAGCUGUGCCAUCAACUAAUCUCCCUGUUGACUGGAAAAGACCAGACUGUCCUUGUUACGUCUACACACUUAAUGAACUGCCCUUGCCCCCCUGCCUGGCUAAAGCCAGCUGUGGAUAAGCCACACAGCAUAGUACAGCAUUCUGACCGCAUUGUAUGCAGUGGUACAUUCUACCCCACUUGUCAUAUUAUGGCACCUCACAGUAUUGAGACAGCAGGACGUUUAAUAUGCUCAACCAAUGUGCGUAUGAGGAUGUAUUUCUUGAUAUAUUCAUGUGGAAUGAUGCACAGAUGAGGGAGGUGAGGGAAGGGAGAUAUGAAGGUAUCAAAGACGCUUCAAAAGGGACAGAGUGGGAGAGAGCAGAAGAGAAUUGGAACUGUAGAGAGGAAAGGAACAAGAAAGUGGGCCCGGAGGGAGGGGUGGGCUCAACAUACCUUGGCAUCCAUCCCUCUUCUUUUGUAAGAAUGGAGAGCUGGUGAGCCUCCAGACCUUCAGAAGUCCUUGACACGCUCUAAUCCUGGGUGAGAGGACAGAACGGUACAACACGAUCCCACACUGGGAACCCAGACAAAGGAGCCCCCUGGGCACAGACGUCAAUUCAACAUCUAUUCCACGUUGGUUCAAUGUCAUUUCAUUGAAAUGACGUGGAAACAAUGUUGAUUCAGCCAGUGUGUGCCCAGUGGGAGGUUUGUGUGUCCCGGAUCGUAACUCAAGUCAUUGAUAUAGACUGACUACCUGUAUGAUCAAGACUUAUCGUAUAUAUUGAAACGACGUGUCAUUUGACAGUGUUUGAGCUGGUCUGCCCACCUAGCUGUGUGUUAAUGUUGACAUCUGAUGUAUCUGGUAGAGUUAGUGAACAGAUCAUGCAGAAUGAUUUGAGUCUCUACUGUUGUAGAGGAAAGUGGGGUAAGUUGAGCCCUUUCUUACAUUCAGCAUCACUCUGUC
Molecule: messenger RNA, 1972 nt
Organism: Salvelinus namaycush (lake trout)
Lineage: Eukaryota; Metazoa; Chordata; Actinopteri; Salmoniformes; Salmonidae
Product: telethonin-like
Exons: 2
Coding region: 212-751 (179 amino acids)
Biological process (GO): skeletal muscle contraction; sarcomerogenesis; skeletal muscle myosin thick filament assembly
Cellular component (GO): Z disc
Molecular function (GO): structural constituent of muscle; protein-macromolecule adaptor activity; titin Z domain binding
Source: RefSeq, a predicted model, not a curated record